AACAACAACAGCAGCAGCAGCAGCCCACCCUCCACCGCCGAUGCAGCAGCAGCAGAGAAUGCACCACCACCACUUGCUGCUGAACACAUUCCCCAACCAAGCAAGCAACCAACCAACAAACCAACACAUUGCCCGCUGCUGCUGGCAGAAGCUGGCUGUUUGCAGCUGGGAGGGAUAAACACAAAAUUAGCCAUUGGGGGAACGAAAAAAGCACCCCCGAACAAAAGUGCUCCCCAGAACGCAGCCAGAGAGGAAGGAGCUGACUUGAAGGCUAUGAGUGUCAAGCACAGUGUGACGUCAACCCACAGCCCUUGUGCAUCAUCCCUCGCCGUUACGUUAACUGCCAUCAUUGAAUUUGUCGAACCAUGCGGGAUGCUGUCUGCUGGGGAAAGAGUCUCCUGUAUUCAAGAGACCGGCCUCGACGCCGCAUAUGCCGCCCUCAAGGUGGGCAAGACGCUCACAUUUGAGCGCUUGAACUUCCAGCUGGCCCGGAUCGCAGUCCACAAGGGCCAACACCAUCAGGUGCAGAAGAAAGAUCACAGGCGGUUUCAAGUCGUGUGUUGCAAGCGUGGAUGCGAAUACAGAGUGUACACGGUGAUCGAAUCCGACGCCACCCCUUGCCUAUAUCGAGUGACACAGGUUCAAAAGCACACAUGUGCCGUAACCGAGAAGACCGUCAAGCCGAAGGUGCUUGCAGCAUACGACGCCAGCAUCAUGGGCACGGCGAAGGCAAAGGUUGCGGCUGUCAAGAUAAGAUACGGCAUCACCGUCACUGUACGCCAGAUGCAGCUGUACGCUAGCCACGUGAAUAGGAUGGAUUCCCCUUCACUUGCCCAAGAUUACAUGCAACUGCAGAGUGCAGUCGAGUACAUCAACGCUUCUGGGAUCCAUGUGGCACAGGCCGAGUUUGAUGAUGAUGGCAAAUUCAAACACCUCGUCGUGUGUCUGAAACCGACUGUUCUGUCUGCAAACAGCCCCUCUGUGCUCCUCGCGGAUGCGACGUUUCUCACGGGGCCAUCCAAGGACAAGUUGCUUGUGCUGUCACAGCUCGACACAAAUCGCAACGCCUUUGUCAUAGGCAUUGCGAUAUUUGAGUCAGAGACGGCGGCAGCAUACGAGGCCCUGUUUGCGAUGGCCCUUGAAUGCAUGCCUCACCUCAAUGGUCCGCAUCUCAUCUUCACGGAUCAGGGGACAGGAGUGGGUGCAGCGCUACGCUCCCCGAUCAUUCCACGGUCGUGGGAACAUGCCCUGUGCUGCUUUCACUUGAAGCAAAACAUGGGCAAGAAUGUCCGGCCGCUCUUUGAACAGGCCAGGCGUUCACGCUCGCUGCGUACCUUCAGCGCCGUUAUGGACAGGAUGCAGGAGUACCAUCCAUCUGCACACGACUCCUUGUGGGCAAAGGCACACCAGUGGUGUAGCCUCUUCAUGUCUCUUCCGAGCUAUGGCAGCAGCACCACGCAAACAGCUGAAAGCAUUAAUGCUGCUUGGAAGCAGUACAAAAAGGAAGGUCCACUGACCAUUCUUCGACAUGUGCUGAAGUGGGUCGCCAAACGACGCGGAACUGUUGGGCCAAGCAACGAAGGGUUGACAGACUUCGCAGAGCAGAAGAUCUUACAGUCAAUUGAUUUGGCUGUGACGAUGGAAGCCCUAUCUGUGGGGAGGCAUUCAUUCAGUGUCUUCGCAGGAGGCAGCUCCACGCCGGUGGCACGCGUGACCGACGAAUCGUGCAGCUGUGUGUGGUCGCACACACACAGAGGGCUUCCGUGUGCUCACAUGGUUGCAGUAGCAACUGUCACGUCAGGUCCACUCAGAGUUGCGGCCAUAUUUUCAGCAGAGGUGCGCAGGAACGGAUGGGACUCGAUGCAGGUAUUCAUCCCUGGUGACGACCUGCCGCUCAACGAGGAGCACUGGGGCGAACUGGUUGGUCCGCCAGGGCGACGGCGCGAGAACAGGUUAGUGCCAGGCGAUGGGAGAGCCGCAAGAGCUACGUCAGCAGUGCAGCCGCCUCCUCCUACGCAAGAUGAUGCCACACCAGCAGCUGCACCAGCCGUGUCCACAGUUGCGUCAGCAGUGCAGCCGCCUCCUCCUACGCAAGAUGAUGCCACACCAGCAGCUGCACCAGCCGUGUCCACAGUUGCGUCAGCAGUGCAGCCGCCUCCUCCUACGCAAGAUGAUGCGACACCAGCAGCUGCACCAGCCCUUCCACCAUCAACACACAUCGCCGGCUAUCGCGUGGAAUUCUACCAUCUCAACGUGGAACCGAAGCGGCUCUACAGCAAGAGGUGUAUCCUCUCAAUGGUGGGACUGGCAACAACAACAGCAACAAUAGCAGCAGCGGCAGCAGCGGCGAUGACGAUGACGAUGACGACCACCUCCCCCACCACAACAACAACAACAACAACAACAACAACAACAACAACAACAACAACAACAACAACAACAACAACAACAACAACAACAACAACAACAACAACAACAACAACAACAGCAGCAGCAGCAGCAGCAGCAGCGAUGACGAUGACGACGACUGCAACAACGACGACGACGACGACUACAACAACAACAACAACGACGACUACAACAACAACAACAACAACAACAACAACAACAACACCACCACCACUAGCAGCAACAGCAGCGAUGACGACGACGACGAUGACCUUUCAGAUGUUUUGGCUACUCCGCAUUGUGAGUGGCUACCCUCUUCGUACCACGCUUCAACGGGGAAAGUUCUUCUGGGUGAAGGUCUCGCCUUCACUUCUCAGGAUGCCGAAGAGUGACGAAAGGAUCUGGGUGCCCGCCACUUUUGAGUUCCUUCGGGACGGCCAUGUUUGGUACAAGCUGUGGGGCACUUGGAAGGCGCGACGGGUGCCCGCGACCGACGACUACACCGCUGCGUGGACCGACCACCGCCGAGACGCCUGGGCUGCCAAACACACACGCAUUCGCAAGCUGGUGCAGGAGAAGGACCUUACGCCACUUGAGCAGGCCAAUAGGACAACACAGAAGUAUCUCCAGAUAGCACAUGAGCGGACGCGCCAGGAGCAAGAUUCACUGCGCCAACGGCGGAAGGCGUUGCAACGACGGCGGAGGGCUGAACUUGAGGCUAGACGCCAGGAACAACUCAGACAGGCUCGUGACAAGCGAGAGGAGUACUGCCGCAGAGCGGACGCAAUACUGAAGAGCCAAGGAUACCAUGACUACAUCAAGGGUGUGCUGGAAGGCACAAUACAAACUCCGCUCAUGGAUGGCGAGGACGGGAUGCGCCACUGGUCAGCCCGCGACCUUAGCGCGUCUCAAUGUUCGGCCCCUUCGAUUGUGUUUCGUCUCGGCCCUGCCGUCGACGUCGUGCACGAUCUGGACAUGAACAAGUACCUCCAUUGGUUGAGCUUGCCACUCAUAACGAAGUGGGGAUUCGCAAUAUGGAAGGAGACAGCCAGCUACCUUAUUAUGACCAUCGAGCAGUGCUCAAGAGAGGAGGCCGAUGAGUUGUGCGAUUAUUACGAGACUCUUGCCAGCAGCCGGCCCUUACAGGACCGGAAACCUCGCGGUAUUGGACUACCAAACUCGGGAAACACUUGCUACAUGAACACCAUCCUGCAGUGCCUCUUCCACAUCGAGUCAUUUCGGCAGCAUUUGACGCCUGAUGUAUGUGCCUGUGCAAAACGACAACGCAUGCUGUGCAAUGUGCUUGACCACUGCUGAUGUUUGCUGCCUGGUUACACAUGGACAUGCAACAUAAUCGUGCAUAGACUCAAACACGACCACGUGUGCUUGUGCGAGCGGAUUGUGCAGGAUGGAAUCGCCGGCAAUUUGGGU
This is a messenger RNA of Salpingoeca rosetta, 3819 nucleotides long. RefSeq lists its product as uncharacterized. Bases 274 to 3705 code for a protein of 1143 amino acids. The transcript has 14 exons. Gene Ontology annotation, biological process: protein deubiquitination. Gene Ontology annotation, molecular function: cysteine-type deubiquitinase activity; zinc ion binding. The record is from RefSeq and is a predicted model, not a curated record. Lineage: Eukaryota; Choanoflagellata; Craspedida; Salpingoecidae.